GCGAACCGAGCGCCGCGUGAGCAGCACGCUGUGGAAUCACGUGACAGUGAAGUGAAGUGACAGAUUGACAAAAUGGAGAGAAUAUUAUUGUUUUUCGUUGUGCUUGUGCUGGUGGAUGGAUUCAAGCAUCAGUCCCAUCAUCCCAAGUUCCCCAAGCAGCCCGAUGAGGGCGAACACAUAAGAAAAGUGGCCUGCGACAGCUCCCACGACCGCCUAAGGAACGAGCUCAUAGAGAAGUCCCAGUGUGGCGAACCCAAGGAGGUAUUUGUGGAGCUCCCCGUCACCGCUUCCUACCUGCAGGUCAGCCCCAGUUCCGUGUGGGUGAAGCGCUGCGUCGGCCUAUGCGACUUCGAGGCCCCUGGCUCCAAAUGCGUCGCCACCAAGACCAGAUUCGAGGCAGUGCCGGUGCGAAUAUACAACGCCAAGACGAAGAAGGAGACGUGUUCGACUUACAACGUGGAGGUGCACGAGGCGUGCGGCUGCUGCGCCGCCACGGCCGCCUCCUGCGGCGCGCCGAGGGUGUUCAAUCCUCGUAAGUGCUCCUGUCAAUGCCCCAACAUGGAGGAGAGGAGGACCUGCCUGCGGAAGCGGAGCCAGAAUAUGAGGUGGAAUCGGUAUAAGUGCGCCUGCGAAGCCAAGAGGAGGAUCAAACGUUGAAUACAAAAUGGAUGAUUGGAUAUCUCCGUUUGUAGAUAAUGCCGCCGACCGAGACGGCGCUGGCGGGGGAGGACGCGGAAGUUUCUAGAAUGUUCUGGACUGAGACUCUAAAAGACUAAAAGAUUGUCGUUAUCAGUGUACGUAACGUGACUGAUUUAAGUGUCUUAUAGUUGUGUGUUUAAACAGUAUUAUAUUAGGCUUAGGGUAUUAUUUGUUGUUCGACUCAAGACGGGACCAAAAAGUGUUGUGAACACUCUACUGUUAGUCCUUCUCGAUGUACUUAAAUUAGUAUUAUAAUGCUUUCAUUUAAAUUCUUCAGUAUUGUAUACGGCGUCGAGAGCGCGCGAUUCCUAAAUUGUGAUAAACUUAUUCCAUUUAGGUAGUGAAUUAAGUAUUAUAAGCAUUUAUUUUAAGUAUUAAGCUUCUAGUCAAGCUAUGAAUGUAAUUUUAAUUCGGUAGCUCUCUCUUUUUACAAGGAAUAGAUAAAAUAUUGUAAUCAACUUAGUGAAAUUGUACGUAAUUUAACCUAGUCUAGAGUGUGCCAAAGGCAUGGAAUCUCUUGGGGAGUAGGGAUGUGUAUAUUGUAUAUUGUGUAUAAUUAGGUAGCUAUAUGAAGCUUUAAGUGAUCGAAUCACGUUAGUUCUAAGUUCAAGUCCUAAAUAAAAUUUGUACUUAAUUUAUUUCUA
Molecule: messenger RNA, 1343 nt
Organism: Aricia agestis (brown argus)
Lineage: Eukaryota; Metazoa; Arthropoda; Insecta; Lepidoptera; Lycaenidae
Product: balbiani ring protein 3-like
Exons: 5
Coding region: 73-657 (194 amino acids)
Cellular component (GO): membrane
Molecular function (GO): growth factor activity
Source: RefSeq, a predicted model, not a curated record